This is a messenger RNA of Drosophila persimilis, 1936 nucleotides long. RefSeq names its product H/ACA ribonucleoprotein complex non-core subunit NAF1. Gene Ontology annotation, molecular function: RNA binding. Bases 45 to 1853 code for a protein of 602 amino acids. The transcript has 2 exons. Gene Ontology annotation, cellular component: sno(s)RNA-containing ribonucleoprotein complex. NCBI's taxonomy places the organism in Eukaryota, Metazoa, Arthropoda, Insecta, Diptera, Drosophilidae. Gene Ontology annotation, biological process: ribosome biogenesis; pseudouridine synthesis; box H/ACA snoRNP assembly. The record is from RefSeq and is a predicted model, not a curated record.
AGUUUGUUUUAAAGAGAAAUUUAAAGUAAUUAAAGUGAACUAAGAUGGAAAAUGAACAGCCGGGGGCUGUAGUAGCGCCUGCUACAACAUCAGAUCCUUUAAAGACAGCAGAAAGCAUUGAAAUGCCUGCAACUACCGAAAGUCCAGCAGAAGUCUCACCACCAAAUGACGCAGAAGUAGCAACAGCUACAGAUAAGGUGGAAGCUACGCCGCAAACAGAGACGGAAAGUGUGGCUGAAAAACCAGCUGAAAUUGAGCCAAAGUCAACAACUACGGCGGCCAAUAACUCCAACCAUGUGGAAAAUGAAGACCAAGAGAAAAAAGAAAAAGUCGUUGCCAAUGCGGAGACGCCUGCUGUAGCAAUGGAUUGCGAAGAAGGCACACCUCAGUCCCCGCCAAAUGUCGAAGUAAUUUCAGAAGUAGUCCCGACAAUUGUUCCUCAAGCAGAGAAGCAGGCCACAAUUCAGGAAAUGGAUUGCCCAGCAUCGACCACUCCGGAUCCCAAGUCAAUUGUUCCUCCAGUGGUCUCAGAAAAUGGCACAUCUGACACCGUUCCAGAGUCUUUAAAUCCGCCUCGUUCUGGCCUGAGUUUACUGGCUGCCUACAGCUCCGAUGCCGAGUCGGACUCUGAACAGGCCACCAGAAUCGAUGACAGCGACAACAUGGUGGUGGAGGUGCCUUUGACAGGUCCUGCCACUGCUACCACCUACCGCCGUCCAGUGGUGGCUGUUAGCUCCGGGAGCGAAAACGAGAAAAGUAGUAGCAGCAGCGACUCGGAUACGGAAUCUGAAGGCGAAUACCUGACAGUUUUGCGCAAGAAAAUUGAUAAGAAAAUCAACACCGAAGACUGUGAUGAAGACGAUGAGGAUUUCGACGAAGACGGUGCGACAGGGGAACGUCGCCGCCGGCAGCCACCCAAAGUGCGGGGUGAAAUGCUGUUGGAUGAGCUACCGCCCAUCCACCAGUUGGAAAUUACAGUACCAGAAGACGAGUGCAUUGAGCUGGGGAAGGUCCAUUCCAUUGUCGAUCAACUGGUGCUGGUCAGUGUUAUCCCCAAUUCGAUGCUAUUCGAUCUGGACACUGUGCUGUUUCUGGAGAAAGGUCGCAAGGUGCUGGGCGAGGUUUUCGAUGUGCUAGGACAGGUCUCCGAUCCCCUCUACUGCGUCCGCUUCAAUACUAAUCAGCAGAUCCAAGAGCGUGGCAUCAAAAUCGGUGAUGUUGUCUACUGUGCCCCCAAAACAGAGCACACUCAAUUUGUGAUCCUCUCCAAGUUGAUGCAGGUCCGCGGCUCAGAUGCUUCAUGGGAGCACGAUGUGGAGCCACCUGCUCGCUAUAUCGACUAUUCCGAUGACGAGGCAGAGCGCGAGGCCAAACAGGAUCAGCGCAAGAGGCGCCAGCGAGAUCGCACCAAUUCCACGGAUUCGAUUAGCUCUGUCUCUACGCAGGCCACUGAGGCAUCCUCGGCUCCGGCACCAUCUCCACGCCAGCGUGGACGCCGUGGGCAACGUGAUAGCUAUCAAAAUCAGCGUCAGUAUCAAAAUCAAUCCCACCAGGGAUCCUCCCAGCAGCAGCAGGCACGGGACUCUCAGUACAAUUAUCAUCCUAGCUAUAAUCCCGGCAGCUGGCACUCGAACUACUAUCACAAUUAUCAUCAGCCGGCGGCCAAUUUUAAUAUGCCGCAGCCGGGCAUACCUUAUCCAAUGCCGCCAGCAGCCUAUGGCUAUGGGAUGCCCUAUGCCAUGCCACAAAUGAUGCACAUGGGUCCGCCGCCCCCGCAUCAUAUGUAUGCACCACCACCACCGCCAUCGUUUGCACAGCCACAGAACAGGCCACCACCGCCAUCUGGAAGUUAGAGCUGGUAUCUCUAUCUACCUUCAAAAUUCUGUGGAUUCUCCUCUCUCUUUAUUAUUCCAAUAAAAAAAUGGUUCUUAAACAA